AAAUUUGUUUUCUAUGAUAUCAAUGUUCAUGUUUUACUAAUAUAUUAAAAAUUCUGUUUUUAUAACGCAUUAUUUAUUCAAUCACGAGAGAUGCUGAUAAUAAUAUAUCAUGCUACAGAUGAUCACGCAUUUGAAUUAUCUUCAAUGCCAACGCUUUCAUCUUCCAAAUAUAUCUCUCCAUUAAAUAUCGAAAUGUCUCCGAUAUCACCAUCAGCGUUUAUUCAUGGAUCUGACUUGCCUAUGUCUUCUAUUCCUUCAAGUAUUGGCGAAAUUUAUUCGUCAGAAGCUGUCAAGAUGAAACUCCGUUCAGCGUUGAUGCCGGAAUCGACUACAUCAUUGCCAGGCAACAACUGUAAUGCGCCAAUCGACAGCUCUUCAACAACCAUUCCAUCAAUCUCAGUUAGCACAAACCAAUCCUCGAUUGUAGGUCAUAUCUUAACGAGUUUAACAACGAAGACCAGUUCGCCUGUCAUGGAUACAGCAACAUCAAUAGCACCGAUUGUCGGAAACACCCUCGGACCAAUUCAGUUUCACGCUACUAAACAUGGAGCUGUUGUGACAUCUUCUCUUCCCACCCAGAAUGAGUUAAAGAGCAAUAUACAUGUUCACUUGUUCAUGAACAUGCCAAAGAAUAGUUUCAAGGCCAAUGAGCACGAUCUUAAAUUCCUGUUUCCGGAAACGCUGAAGGACGACAUUAAAACUAGCACCCAAAAUUCUAUGUUAAAUUACAUCUCUGAAGAGCAUAAGAGCGGGUUGAAGGGUAUUCAGAACUCCUUCACAGACUAUGCGUUGCCCGAGGGAUUUAAAUACGGAUGGCCUUUACAAUUCUCACAAGCAGAAACGUCAUUCGCUCCACUAUCCCUGAACGGAAAGACAAACUUUGUUCAAUCAAACAUAUCUGCCAUACCCAUUUCGAUUAAUUCUUGGCCAAUGGAGACCAACGGCGACUUUAGCACAAUGUUACCACUGAAGUCCAUAAUAGCGACUAACACGACGACAAAUAACCAUUUGCCAUUAAGCAUGAGUUUACCUUCGGAUUUUAUGGCAAGCAUACCAAGUCCAAGUAUAUCCAAUAGUAUAUCUGGAAGCAUAACUGGUGGCAUAUCAACAGGCAUACCUAGCGGCAUGAUGGCGGACAUGCCUGCGAGCAUACCAACUUUGAAUCUCGGGCAAAGUUUACACCGUGUGGAACAAUUACGACAAACUCAAGAAGCAAGAAAUCCCUGGUACCCCACAGGUAUCUUAGCUAUACGCUAAGUAAGUCUUAUAUUUCUCUUUGAUUCUGAACGUGGUGCUGUAACAUAGUAUUUUUAAUGCAACAUAAGUUUCUCCGAAGAUACGUACAUUCGGCGAGAGUGCUUCAGAAUUUAAUAAAAUAACGG
Molecule: messenger RNA, 1382 nt
Organism: Formica exsecta
Lineage: Eukaryota; Metazoa; Arthropoda; Insecta; Hymenoptera; Formicidae
Exons: 4
Coding region: 91-1257 (388 amino acids)
Source: RefSeq, a predicted model, not a curated record